Messenger RNA from Lottia gigantea (owl limpet), 2598 nucleotides. RefSeq lists its product as hypothetical. Lineage: Eukaryota; Metazoa; Mollusca; Gastropoda; Lottiidae. Gene Ontology annotation, molecular function: estradiol 17-beta-dehydrogenase [NAD(P)+] activity. The transcript is spliced from 10 exons. The record is from RefSeq and is a predicted model, not a curated record. The coding region runs from base 214 to 1041 and encodes 275 amino acids. Gene Ontology annotation, biological process: steroid catabolic process. Gene Ontology annotation, cellular component: cytosol.
CUUAGUAUAGCAUGACCACAUGCCCCAACGUGACCUGCAAGUCCCGUUAGUACAAGGUUUGAAGUGAACUAAAAAGUCACAAGCCCAAUCCAACUACCAACUACUACGACUACCAACAACUACCUAGUUUGCGAUAUCAGCAUCCGCUGGAAGAGAACGUUAACUUGUCAUCUACCUACCUACCUAAAAAGUCACAAGUUACUCAGACUGAAAAUGGCAGAAGGUAGUGGACUGCGAUAUAAAGAUAAGGUAACGAUUGUUACCGGCGGAUCUAAAGGCAUUGGGCUGGGUGUCGUUACAGUUUUUGUAAAAAAUGGUUCAAAAGUUGUAUUUUGUGUUAAAGAUGUAGAAGAGUCUGAGGGUAAAGCUGUAGAAAAGGAACUAAAUGGUCUUGGUAUUGGUGAAGCUACUUUCAUUGCUUGUGAUGUUACAAAAGAAAGUGAAAUUAAGAAUUUAAUAGAUAAAACAGUAGAGAAAUAUGGUCGAAUAGAUUGUUUGGUUAAUAAUGCUGGCUCUCAUCCACCACAUAUGCCGAUAGAUGAUUUCAGUUCAGAUGAUUUUAGAGAAUUGUUAAAUUUAAAUCUUGUCAGCUAUUUUAUAGCAUGUAAAUAUGCCUUGCCUCAUUUGAGAAAAGUUGAAGGUAAUAUUAUAAAUAUAUCUAGUUUAGUUGGAUCUAUUGGACAAUAUGGUGCUGUUACCUACGUAGCCACAAAGGGAGGCGUCACAUCAUUCAGUAAAGCUUUAGCAAUUGAUGAAGCAAAAUAUAAUGUUAGAGUUAAUUCAGUAUCACCAGGUAAUGUUUGGACACCUUUAUGGAAUAGUGGAGCCAGUAAAACAACUAAUCCAGAACAAACAAUAGCAAAUGGAGCCGAUAGUCAGCUGAUGGGACGUUUUGGCACUAUUGAAGAAAUAGGACAGGUGUGUUUAUUUUUGGCAGCAGAAGGAACAUACUGUACUGGUAUUGAUCUAUUAUCAUCUGGUGGAGCCGAACUGAAUUUUGGCAUUAAAACUAUGAAAGGAGAAAAAGACCUUCCAUUUUAAUCAUAGGUUUUAUUUUUACAUAAUGAUGGAGUGAUUUCAUACAUAAUUUUAUUAUUAAUUUUUUCUUUGAUCGAAUUUCAAGUAUUUUGAUUGUGUGUUAUCUGCAAUAUAAUUUUGAAAGUUAUGGAUGGGUUAACAUAUGCAUAGUUUUUAACCUGCAAUUUUGAAUUUUCUUUCAGGACUUUUGCAGAUUGAAUCAAACUACCAUAUCUCUUGACAAUUGUCAAAUAUAAAUUCUUCUCUUUUUUAAAUCACCACUUGAGGUGAUAUCUCAGAUCAAUGUUUCAUGUAAAAUUAUCAAAAUGGUGCUUCAAAGGGCAAAAGUACAAGUUCCAUUACACCCACAUAGGAAUGUGGACAUAUAUUGCCGUCGCCCCUGUCUGUCAGUCCUUACGUCCAUUCACAGUUCUUGUAUAGGCACGAUAGAGAAGUUUUUAUCAGAUCUUCAUGAAACUGGGUAUGCAUAUGUAUAUAUUGAUUAUAUCUUGGUCAAGUUCGAUAUUGUAAUAAUCGGAUGAACUGUUUCAAAAUUAUUGCCAUUGAAAACGUAUCGAAUUUUGCAUGUAGGCACAAUAGAGACUACAGUUUGUUAUAGAUGUUGAUGAAACUUGGUAUGCAUGUAUAUAUUAAUAUAGUUAAUUGCCCUUGUGUUUAUGUCGAUGAGAUAUUGUUCAUGUUUGAUUUAGAUGAUAAUCGGAUGAACUGUUUUUGAGGUUUUGCUUUGACUUAUGAAUAUUUUUAAGAUUAUUUGAAAAUUCUUUAUUAAGCCACUAAAGACUUUGUUAUCAUUUCUGACAGCUGGUAGUGGGUUUAUGUUACCUUGCCUAGCAAGAUAUUUUUUUGGGAAUAUAUUCUGUUCUGAAACUGGCAAAUUUUGUUUAUUUUAAGACCACUUUCAUACUAUUAAGACCUAGUUUUGCUUUUGGUAAUUUAAAGAUUUCAAAUCCUGGUUUUUCUUUUUACCACUGAAAUACUACUAAAAUUCUAUUUUAGAUACUAUUAAAACUGUAAACAUGCUAAUUCGAACUUAUCUUUAAAGUGACAAGUGUGCCAUUGUUUUGACCAAUCAUAAUACUCAGAAACGGGCAUUUUUUUUUUUAGCAAAGUCAAUCAGUUAUAAUGUUCACAACUCGCCGUCUAAAUUUGAGCCUUCAAAUAUAUGUGGGCCCAGAAUAAUCUGCAUUUAAAAGUUAAAAAGACAAAAACGAGUCGUCUUUUGUGAGACACUGCCAUGUAUAGAAAAGACCAUAUUUUCAUAGGAAUUAUGCGAUUUUCUUACAUUUCUAGUACUUCUGAAGACUGAAGUAUAUUCUAGACUCAAAUCAACCCCCCAAAAUGGUGCACUGUCCCUUUAAUAUGCAUUGUAACAUCAUAAAAAGAAUUGUUAUUCCUGUUUUAAUUAAGCAUGAAAUUCUUUUGUUACCUUAUAUGUCUUAUAUUUUUUGUUGAUUGUUAUCUUUUUCCAAUUUUUGUUAUUGUUGAUAGAGUAUGAUUAGAAUCAUAAAAAGAUUAUCUCUAUUUAAAAAUACCUUCAUAAUAUAAGCACUUGUUUAAGUU